UCAGGGGUCCCUUUACCUUUACCUUUAAGGAAAAAUGGGACAUUCUGGGAUCAAAUCAGAAACUGGGAUGGCUUCUUUAAACCAGGAAAUAGGAGCACUGGCAGGGUCUGUAAUAGGAGUUUGUUGUCGUUGUGUCCUUGUCAGCCAAAUUACCACUUUAAAUCCAAUCCAGUCAAAUAAAAUUGAAACCUAGGUGUUGAUCCUGCGGCCCGUUUUCUAUAUUUCCUUUCCCACUGCCAGUUAUUCCACAGGACACUGUUAAAUGUAGAUAAGAAGGCUCAAUUGGUUUUGCUACAAGAUGAUAAUCUCUCCCCCUCAACCACCACCACUUUUCUUUCUCACUAUGGCCUGUUAGCUUAAAUGGGUUUUAGCCAAAGGUUGAUAAUUAUCAUAGAGAGGAAAGUAACACCGCCAGGAGUUCAUUUUCCAUUUUGGCACUUGCCUUCCUUUGAAUCCUCCCCACACCUUGGCCCCCCUCCCCGUUUCCCAUUUUGUCACUUCUUACGCCACCCCUCCCUCUAUCAUAAAAGGGUCUCCGCAGACAGGGAGGCCACAGGUUUUCCCUGCUUGCAGCUUUGACAGGAAAUCACUCCCGCUUUUCCCCUUGCCACAAAUCGGGCCAGGCUUUGGUGAGCAUGGAAGGGAGCGCGGAGUCAGAGAACUCUUCCUACUUCUCGUGGGACUGGAAGACUGGGCCUCUGGAGCUCAGCCAAAGCUCAUCUCCCCAGAGCAUCUCUCCAUCCCCUUCCUUCGAAUCCUAUACAUCCUCGCCUUGUCCCCUUGUGAUGGAGAUGCCCUGUGCCAGCAGCAGCAGCGACAGCAGCAACAGGAGCUAUAACCUGAUGGACUUUCCUCCUGUCUAUCUCCCAGGCCCUGGCCAGGGCAAAGCCCUCGCCAAGGGCUCCAAAGUCAGGAUGUCCGUUCAGCGCCGGAGAAAGGCCAGCGAAAGGGAGAAGCUGAGGAUGAGGACCUUGGCCGAAGCGCUGCACACUCUUCGCAACUACCUGCCUCCCGUCUACAGCCAAAGGAGUCAGCCUCUCACGAAGAUACAGACGCUGAAAUACACCAUCAAGUACAUCAGUGAGCUCACAGACCUGCUGAACAGCGUCAAGCAAGUGUAGAAGGCCUGGGAGACUCUGGGAAGAUUUCCUCACCGAGAAAGCGGGAGUCGUUUUUUUCUUUCUUUAAGGAGUAACUUUCCAUUGGGCAACUGUGGACCUGUUCAGAAGCCGCUCUGCAAACAAGCUUAUCUAAAGGGAGCUGCCCACAGUUGCAUGUUUGUAUCGGAUCGAGGCAAAGGAGGACCAGAUCUCAGUCAGGAACAAUGGUGACAGUGUGGUUUUGAAAGGAUCAUGAUUCCACUGAACAAUUUUUUAAAAUUAAUUAUAGCUGACCAAAUUUCUUCUGCUUAGGUAUGCUUUUGAGUUGGUGAUCUGUGGACUUCUGCUUUCUUUCUUUUUUAAAACCCUGUAUGUUUGCUAUCAUGUCUCUUUGCUGUUUGUAGGCACUUUAUAUUAGCAGCAGGAUAAAUAUGUGUAUGAUUAUUUGAAGAAAUGCUUCUUCACUCAUUUUCUACAGUAGCUUUGGUGCAGGAAAGGAAACAACAACUUUGAAAUAAAAAGCUGCUUCCAUAUGGGUUUAUUAUA
Molecule: messenger RNA, 1646 nt
Organism: Podarcis raffonei (Aeolian wall lizard)
Lineage: Eukaryota; Metazoa; Chordata; Lepidosauria; Squamata; Lacertidae
Gene: MSGN1
Product: mesogenin 1
Exons: 1
Coding region: 636-1121 (161 amino acids)
Biological process (GO): mesoderm formation; regulation of transcription by RNA polymerase II
Cellular component (GO): nucleus
Molecular function (GO): RNA polymerase II cis-regulatory region sequence-specific DNA binding; DNA-binding transcription factor activity, RNA polymerase II-specific; protein dimerization activity
Source: RefSeq, a predicted model, not a curated record